Molecule: messenger RNA, 1964 nt
Organism: Drosophila albomicans
Lineage: Eukaryota; Metazoa; Arthropoda; Insecta; Diptera; Drosophilidae
Exons: 1
Coding region: 203-1753 (516 amino acids)
Biological process (GO): synaptic signaling
Cellular component (GO): plasma membrane
Molecular function (GO): zinc ion binding
Source: RefSeq, a predicted model, not a curated record
GUAAAUCUAUUUUUACGUAUAAAGCAAUAAAUCACUUUCGAAUCAAUCGAGUCAGUUAAAAGCCCUAAGCUAAUUUUACGUACUACGUAUAUUUUAUUUCGUAUGUUGUGUGCACCAGUUUAUAGGACCAUCAUAUCUCUUGGGUGAUAUCUAGUUGUCUUCCAGAUCGUUUCAUAGCAACAUUUGAUCUUCAGAUUACAAUAUGAAUCGUCAUGAGAAUAUCGUGUGCAAGGGUUGCGGCAAAAUGGACUUCACAGGACGUUGCUAUCGCUGCCUCAGCUGCCAGGACUUUAAUAUGUGCGCCGAGUGCUAUGACCAUGAUUUUACCACCACUCAGCAUCUAUUCGAUCAUCCGGUAAAGUGUGUGUUGACGGCAGCCGAUGUGGAACUCUAUUUUGGUGGCGAAUAUCUAAACGAUCCGCCGCAGAGCUAUCGCUGUCCAUACUGCAAGCAAUGGGGCUACAAUGAGUCCACAUUUCUGGAGCAUGUCUCUGCCGAGCAUAUGAAUGCCAGCACACUGCUGGUGUCCACCAUGGUUACGCUCUUCGAGCAACAGCAGGCGGUGCGUCUCUUUCUGGAGGAUGAGCAGCUGGCGGUGUUUGCAUCGGCGGCCACAUCGCGCAACGAGCUAAUGAAUCGAAACGAGGGCUCACUGGAAUUGUAUCUGGAGCCAUUGAAUCCGAAUGGCAGCUAUCAGCGGGAUCACGUGAACGGAACCUAUGCCUUUAGAGUCGUAAAACCUGGCGCUGUUGAAGUGGCACCUUGGGUCGCCGACGGUGGCGUCGCCUUGUCGUCAUCGAAUGCCAACCACAAUGUGGACAAUAAUUUUCUAAUCCCGGAUCCGGUGCGUCGGCAAUCGUUGCUGGAGCGAACGCGCAGUCGCUUGAACUUGGAUCGGUCGCCGUUGACGCUGCAGCAGUUGCAGCAACAGCAUCAAGAGCAGGACCAACAGCAGCUGCAACAAAUGCAGCAGCAGCAGCAUGAACUGCACCAGCAACAACACCAGUUGAGAUCCGCGCAUCCAACGCUCUCGGAAAUGAUGCGAUUCAAUGAGCCUUUGCCCACCAGUCGACCGAAUCGCAAUGUGCCAAUGCAGUCACCCAAUCAGACGCCCAGCGGACGCAGUAUCAAUCUCUUUGGUGCCCACACAGCGGGCGAAACCAUGAGACGUAGCAUCUUUUCGCCAGUCGAUUUGACGCGUCCACGCAGCCAGCGCCAUCGCAAUCAGCGCAUGCAGAUGGAUGGAUUUGCCACCAGCGGCAGCGGUCUGCGUCAGGUGCAUGUGCAGCGUCUAAGAGGCGGACCCGGAGCGCCAACUGCAAAUCAACGCCUGGUCGAGUUCAGUGAACUGGCUCACAACACCGCUGAACUGAUGAUGGCCUCGGGUCCUAUGUUAUUGCGCACCAUCGAGGAGGAGGAACAACAACAGGUACAGCAGCCAAUAGUUGAGGUUAAAAAAGUGGAUCAAGAACGCGAACGUUUCCUUUGCUUUCCCUUUCUGUCGGACACAUCCAUAACUCUGUGCCCACCCGAAGAACGCGUCACAUUUCUGGCUAAGCGCGCCGAGUUUGUGGCCCAGCUGCUGGCAUCGGUUCUCUGCGAGGAGGAACUAUCCACAGGCAUUGCCACACCCAUCAAGGCGAUGACAGAAACAACUACGAUUACGACACACAAGUUACGCAUUCGUUUGGCCAGUGAAUUUGUUGGGGCUGGCGACUCUGAACUGGACCUAAAGCACACUACGUCAUGCUAACACACAGUACAGAGUAAAUACAACUAUUUGUACUCGCCACAGUUCUAGACAAUUUGAUACGUGAUUAUGCAGCACAGCAACAACCAAUCUCCUUUCGUUCCAUUUCUUACUAGGCACAAAUUUUGGAGUCUUCGGCCCUGUUGAAUGUUUUCGGAUCCAAUGGUUAAAGCCUUUUAGGGGCCAGCCAAAUAAAUUGCAAUUGUCCUAGGUA